ACCGUAUCCCUUCAUUCAUUGUCAGCAGCAGCUUCCUGGAGCCAUUUUUCAGCUGCCGGCCGUAGCACCCGGGCUGCCGCCGCCGCCUCGCAAUCCGUUGCAUCGGCCGCCCCCGACGCUUCCAUCCCCCCUCGGGGCCCGAUAUCCGUGCGGCCGGGACCCUCCUCUCUCCAGAGCCCCGAUUAUUUUUGGCCCCCGGGGCCGGUGCGGUACCGAAAAAUAAAAAGAAAAGAGAGAGAAGGGGCUCGGAAGCGCCGGGCGGGGAGGAGAGAAGGAGGAGAGACUUGGAAACUCCGACUGCAAAUAAUAAAGAAAUUGAAAAAAUACAUUAAUAUAUCGUAGCAAUAAAAAGCAGGAGCGAGAGAUGAGAAGGGGGAUCCAGCCCGCCCUGGAGCAGUACCUGGUGACCGCCGGGGGUGGGGAGGGGGCGACUAUCGUCGCCGCCGCUGCUGCAGCCUCCAUGGACAAAAGGGCACUGCUAGCCAGCCCCGGCUUCCCCGCCGCCACCGCCGCCGCUGCUGCUGCCGCCGCCCCAGGCGCGUACAUCCAGAUCCUCACCACGAACACUUCCACCACCUCCUGUUCCUCCUCCCUCCAAAGCGGCGCCGUCGCCGCCGGCCCCAUCCUCCCCAGUGCCCCCGGCGCGGAGCAGACUGCCGGCAGCCUCCUCUACACCACGCCGCACGGACCCUCCAGCAGAGCCGGGCUGCUGCAGCAGGCACCAGCGCUAGGACACGGCGGCAGCGGCGGUGGCGGCCCUCCGGCCAAGCGAAGGCUGGAGCUGGGAGAAAGCGGUCAUCAGUACCUCUCGGAUGGUUUAAAAACCCCGAAGGGCAAAGGGAGAGCUGCACUUCGAAGCCCAGACAGUCCCAAAAACAUUUUUGAGCACCUGCUAUGUGUGAGACACUUCACUAGCCCCAGGAAAUGGGCUCCAAAAUCUCCCUCAGAAAAAACACGGUAUGAUACAUCCCUUGGUCUCCUCACCAAGAAGUUCAUUCAGCUGCUGAGCCAGUCGCCUGAUGGGGUCUUGGACUUGAACAAGGCGGCAGAGGUGCUGAAAGUGCAAAAGAGAAGGAUUUACGACAUCACCAACGUAUUGGAAGGCAUCCACCUGAUUAAGAAGAAGUCAAAAAACAACGUGCAAUGGAUGGGCUGCAGUCUGUCUGAGGAUGGGGGCAUGCUGGCCCAGUGUCAAGGCCUGUCAAAGGAAGUGACCGAGCUCAGUCAGGAAGAGAAGAAAUUAGAUGAACUGAUCCAAAGCUGCACCCUGGACCUCAAACUGUUAACCGAGGAUUCAGAGAAUCAAAGGUUAGCUUAUGUUACAUAUCAAGAUAUCCGAAAAAUUAGUGGCCUUAAAGACCAAACUGUCAUAGUUGUGAAAGCCCCUCCAGAAACAAGACUUGAAGUGCCUGACCCAUUAGAGAGCCUACAAAUACACUUGGCAAGUACCCAAGGACCCAUUGAGGUUUACUUAUGUCCCGAAGAGACUGAAACACACAGUCCAGUGAAAACAACCAACCAAGACCACAAUGGGAAUAUCCCUAAACCCACUUCCAAAGACUUGGCUUCAACCAACUCAGGACAUAGCGAUUGCUCAAUUUCUAUGGCAAACCUUUCUCCUCUGGCCUCCCCCACCAACCUUUUACAGCAGACUGAGGACCAAAUUCCUUCCAACCUAGAAGGACCAUUUGUGAACUUACUGCCUCCCCUGCUCCAAGAAGACUAUCUCCUAAGUCUCGGGGAGGAAGAAGGCAUCAGCGAUCUCUUUGAUGCUUAUGAUUUGGAAAAGCUCCCGCUGGUGGAAGACUUUAUGUGUAGUUGAUUAUGCUUUGUGAACUCCCCUUAUAAACCAAUAUUUUUUUAUUAUGGAACCAGAACACCUGUCAUGCAGUGUUGUCCCUUCCUACCUUCUUCCUCCAAGAUAGUAUCAUGAAGUAAACUACAAACUUCAGAACAAAGCUGACAUUUUAAUGAUUUUUGUUUUUUAAUAAAUUGUCUAAACGCACAGUUGCAGGCUCCCUUGGGAAAACCCUGCUUUUCCCCAGGCUCCAAAAUCUCCUGGAUGAGUCAGCAAGUGAGAAAAUGUGCAAUCAGGUGUCUCUUGCCCAUACUUUUCCUUCCUCCCACCCACCCUCCCUCCCAGAUUGGCUUGCCGUGCCUGACGGAUGGGCUGUAGAAUGGGGUCUGGCCACCUGGCCCACUGGAAUACAGCAAUCUUCCUUAAUAGCAUUUCAAGCCGUGCCUUCUCUGCAGAAUGCAUGUCUUUGGGGUCUGCUAAUAUGGAAUGGAACUGCAGGAACUGUAAACUUGAAGUCAUGCAAAAGUAUGAAAUGAAUUUCUUCAGUUCUUCUUAGGAAUAUUUAAAUUACUUACUGUCAUAAUUCAGUGUAAGCUAUGGACUGUGUGUCCCGCACUAGAAGGUCAAGGGAACCUCCACAGCCUUUUGGAUGAAGAACCUGUUUUCAAAUACUUGUUGCAGAUACAGAAGAAUAGUCAAGUUCUGCCACUCUAAGCUGUUGUGGAUUUCCCGUCUCCAUAAACCACUCCCACUCCCCUGCCCCCAACGUGUUUGUGAGUUUAAAGUUGAUUUUUAGCAAAUGCCUACUUAGGAGUUCUUUGUGGAUCGUUUUAGAGUUUUUAUUUUUUUAGCUGCCAUUUAAGCAUUCCUGUGGCACCCAGCACCAUUUCAAUUGUUUACUUUGAAGCAGUUUUUACUAAUUCAAAUUAUUUAAGCAGAGGUAGAGAACCUCUCUGAUCAGAGCAUGUAAACGUGUGAUCUAAGGUUUAUCAGCCUCUGCAAGAAGCAUUGCCCCAUCUGGCUUCCUUCCCUGGAGGGGGAGCUCGGAGCGAGUUGGUCUUGGAGCUCGCUGGCUCGGGUGGCCCAUUUGCAAGGAGAACCAGGUCAGAUGACGUAGCAAUCCCGAGGAGCAGCAGGUGCAGACCCCUCUGUCCUUGGGCUUCCCCGGGCCCUGCAACCCGGGAAAGGGCUCUCUUACACUGCACUCAGGGAGACCACUUCUCAGGAUGGGGUCAGAUGGAGAGGCCUCUAGGGAGAAAGACAUCCCAUUGUGUGAGUGGCAUCCUAUCAGUGGCAUUUACUCAAGCUGGUGAGAGCAGGGAGCUCCCACUUUGUGGGGGGCUGCCAUACCCCUGGCCAGAACCCCUGCCCCUUCCUCUAUGAAGGAAUAAGUUAAGUUGGACCAAGGGAAGUGCGGGCGUGGAAAAUGAAGUGAUAGAAUGACAGGGUGUUUCCCUGGUUUACUCUUCAGGGAUGGUGUCCCAAGUUGGAGGCUUCGUGUAAGCUGCAGAUCCCACCAGUUAUGUCCAAGAUAGGCUCUCCCAUUGGUCAGGGAAGAUGGCCAUUGCCCACCGGGAAUGUGACGUAGUACCUCAAAUCCAUUCCUUGGAUGCUAACGGGAAUGAGGGAGUCUUAUUAAAACGAACAGAAAUUGAAAUGCUGUGUGCCUGGCGCAGUGGUAGGCACAUAGUAGGCACUCGAUUCACAUGUGUAAUGGAACUGAGAAUAUCCCUUAGGAAAGAUACAAAACACAAAACCACAAACUCUAGAUAGAUUUCCACAAUAUGCAAAGUGGUGGUGGGGUCAAAACCAUGACACCAGCACUUUAAAUAAUUUGUGUAGGUAUGUAUGAGUGUGUGUUUGGGAAGAAAAACAAAGGUGCAGAUUACCCUUCUUUUCUUCUGCCUCCAUCCUUAGCCUCCUCCCCUCACACACACUGGACUUGGUACAAAUAUCAUGUGGUCCGAGAUGAAGCAUUGGGGUGGGGGGGGGGAGGGAGGGAGAGCUUUGUGUCAAGUGCCUACUGGAAAUGCACUGUGGGGUUUUUUCCUGUAUGGGAAACCAUUUAUGCCAAGCUUUUCCCCGUUUCCCAUAUUUAUCUCAUCUGGUUAGCUGCCUCUGCUUCCAGCUUUGUGUGAUUCUCUGCCAGCUGCACGGAGCUGACUUUUCCCCAAAGUCUGAAGACUGAGCUCGCCUGGCUAGGUUGUUCUGUGUUUUGUUGAAUUUCUCGUUAAACCUUUCAUAAUGUAAUGCCGUAUUUAUUUUUUUUAAUGAAAGGAAUACUAAUAAGUCUUAAAAGUUCCUUCACGCAUAAGAUAUCUCCAGUUAAUGGGCUUAACUGGUGCACAUUAAUUAAUUAAAUGUCCAUGCUGUAUUCUGUUUGUGUCAGUCCUUUUCUUUUUGAGACAGUAUCCGGCACACAAAGUGGGUUAGUUGUCCAGUAUUAGUGUUAACUUUAAGUCAAAAAGUAUGCCGGUUUCCUGGUACCAUUGAGUUGCUGCUAUUAAAGCUCACACAUGAAAUGGCUAAUAUAAAAGUUACAAGUGUGCGAAUUAUGACUGUGUGAGCCUUAGAAAAUAAACUGUAUAAAGGGCAACACAUGAGCUGUCAAACAGUGUUAAGGUAUGUGUUUAUAUGUACAGACUUGUGCAUAGCAAUGGUUCUAUUUAAGUUGGUAUGUAGUCUACUCACAUUUUCAUUAUCUAGCAAUUUUGUACAGAGAUAGCAAUUAAUUUGUAAACACUGCCAGAAUAUUUUCUAGCUGGUUUGUAAUUUUUUAAGAGUGUUAUAUUUUGGGUUUUGUUGUGGUUCUUGUUUCAUUUUUGUUUUGAGUGUAGAUCUGUAAAUAAAAUGGCAGUAUUUAAAGCUUUAGCUUUCAGGAAAAAGAAGGAAGAACUCGGCGUGUGCAUGACAACUCGUGUGUGUGUGAGAGCAGGGGUUUGAGGGAAGACGCCUUGAGGGGUGAGUCGGGUGGCAAUUGUCUGAUUGUGGGAAUUGCUUUUCCUCUGGGGUACAAGAUUUUGUCAAAAGGAAGUAUUUCUCCCCAAAUUGGGAGAAGGCAAACUACUAAUCAGUUUAGCUUUGUGUCGUAUGCUAGUUGGAAAAAGAAAAUGUGUAAUAUAAUGUAAAAAAAAAAAGCUUUUAUGAUGGAUUUUGUAAAUAGAUUUGUUACAGGGUAACCUGUUCUCUAGCUGUGAUCUUACCACUUCAAAUGGGUGUAAUUUGAAUAAAUUUUGUAUGGUAAAGGAUCAAUAAAAUGAUUUUUUUUAAGAGUUCA
Messenger RNA from Artibeus jamaicensis (Jamaican fruit-eating bat), 5075 nucleotides. RefSeq names its product E2F transcription factor 3 (gene E2F3). Gene Ontology annotation, cellular component: RNA polymerase II transcription regulator complex. Gene Ontology annotation, molecular function: RNA polymerase II cis-regulatory region sequence-specific DNA binding; protein dimerization activity; DNA-binding transcription factor activity, RNA polymerase II-specific. Gene Ontology annotation, biological process: regulation of transcription by RNA polymerase II. Lineage: Eukaryota; Metazoa; Chordata; Mammalia; Chiroptera; Phyllostomidae. The transcript is spliced from 8 exons. The record is from RefSeq and is a predicted model, not a curated record. Bases 365 to 1822 code for a protein of 485 amino acids.